Molecule: messenger RNA, 1604 nt
Organism: Tachysurus vachellii
Lineage: Eukaryota; Metazoa; Chordata; Actinopteri; Siluriformes; Bagridae
Gene: plcxd1.2
Product: PI-PLC X domain-containing protein 1
Exons: 6
Coding region: 199-1149 (316 amino acids)
Biological process (GO): lipid metabolic process
Molecular function (GO): phosphoric diester hydrolase activity
Source: RefSeq, a predicted model, not a curated record
AUUUGUGUGUUAUCACAUACACAUGCUUAGGUUGUGCACAGAUAUGGGGGGUGCAGAAACUUUUGCAACCAGGAAAUGCAGUCUUUCCGUCUUUAAAACACUUUAACUUGUUUUUAAGUUGAUUAUAAUACGCUUCCAGGGCACAUUUCAAGGCUGUUACGUUUUAAACUCCUGUAUAAAUGACGACUGAAUGAAAAAAUGGCACCAAUUUUCGAAAGCGACGGGAACAACGAGGAGUGGAUGAAAAAUUUACCUGAACAACUGUGGGACAUUCCUUUAACCAGCCUCACCAUACCAGGAAGUCAUGAUGCCAUGAGCUACUGUCUGGAUAUCAGCUCUCCACUCCUCAGAUCUGAGUCUGAUUCCUUUAGACUCCUGGACAGAGUUUUCUACUGCUUUACCCGCCCCAUCAUUUUUAAAUGGGCCACUACCCAGUUAAAAAAUAUCGUGCAGCAACUGCAAGCUGGUGUCCGAUAUUUUGACCUUCGAAUUGCCCACAAACAGAAUGACAUGUCACAUGACCUUUACUUCACUCAUGCGAUCUACACCCAAGUCACAGUCUUGGACACUCUGAACACUGUGGCCACAUGGCUCUCAGCACAUCCCAAAGAGAUCAUCAUCCUCUCAUGUAGUCAUUUUGAAGGUUUGAGUGAAAAACUGCACGAGGAAUUUAUUUAUUCUCUGAAGAAGAUCUUCGGCUCUAAACUUUGCCCUUCGAAGGCUGACGUGACCUUACGAGGCUUGUGGACGUCAGGGUAUCAGGUGGUGCUGUCGUAUGAGGAUCAGGCAGCUACACGUCAUAAAGAGCUCUGGCCUGAAAUCCCGUACUGGUGGGCAAACACGGCCAGCGCCGAGGAACUCAUCCAUUAUCUCGACUCGCAGAAACAUCUCGGACGUCCAGACGGCUUCUUCGUGGCAGGUCUGAACUUAACCGCAAAUCGAUGCUUUAUCGCCUCAAACCUGCACGUCUCCCUGCGGACCAUAACCCUGGAGCAGUGGGAGUGUGUGAGGAGAUGGCUGGAGGAGCAGAAACCUGGCGCCGCCUCGACGAGCCUCAACAUCAUCGCAGGAGAUUUUAUAGGGUUGAUUCCACUCUGCUCCGUUAUUAUCGCUCUAAAUAAACUACUGCUGAAACACAGAGACACUUAAACCUGGACGUUUAAAGGGUUCUUAGAUAAAGGAGUUUCACGCUGUAGACGGAGCAGAUAACUGGAUGUUCUACUAAAACUAAUCAACCAUCUGAGAUGAACAGAAACAGACACUGGGCACAAUUUUGUACAAUUUUAUUUCCUUUAUUUUUAUACAAUAUAUUUAACACUGUGUAAAGUUUUAAAAUGCUUUCGUGUAUAAAUAUUUACUCAGGUAAGUUCACAGUCAGUAACCGUGUGUCGUUACGUGACCUGGAACAGCUUCCUGUAGCGUCCGUAUGCUGCGGCACUGAUCACAACCUUGACGUUGGCGGUACAGUCGUCAUCUCCGUCGUGCACUUCCUGAACCGUAGCUUCCUUAUACAGCCACCUGCACAAACACACACACACUUACUGUACACGUAUGAUAAUGAGUUGGACAUUAUUAAAGAAAUUUUCCCGGUUCCAAACAAACAA